Molecule: messenger RNA, 2742 nt
Organism: Sphaerodactylus townsendi
Lineage: Eukaryota; Metazoa; Chordata; Lepidosauria; Squamata; Sphaerodactylidae
Gene: DDAH1
Product: dimethylarginine dimethylaminohydrolase 1
Exons: 5
Coding region: 140-1042 (300 amino acids)
Biological process (GO): arginine metabolic process; positive regulation of nitric oxide biosynthetic process
Molecular function (GO): amino acid binding; dimethylargininase activity
Source: RefSeq, a predicted model, not a curated record
CCUCCUAUUCAGAGGGGCGGAGGGCCCUUGGCAGCUGCUGCGCUUGGGAGUGUGCCGCUGGGCGCGCGGAACUAGACCAGAAGGCGGCUUGUGGUGCCUCCCGCUCUCCUUCUCCCUCGCACUGUCCCUCUCUGGCAACAUGGCCGGGCUGAGCAGCAGCAUCUCGAGCUUUGGGCGGUGCAGCCACGCCGUGGUGCGGGCUCUGCCCGAGUCCCUGUGCCAGCACGCGCUGAGGCGCGAGAAGGGCCGGGAGGUGGACUUCGCGCGCGCCGAGCGGGAGUAUCAGCUCCUGGUCGGCGUGCUGAAGACCAAGCUGGGGCUGCAGGUGCUGGAGCUGCCCGCCGACGAGAGCCUGCCCGACUGUGUCUUUGUGGAGGACGUGGCGGUCGUGUGCGAGGAAACAGCCCUCCUCACGCGCCCCGGGGCGCCCAGCAGGAGGAAAGAGGUUGACGCAAUGAAGAGAGCCCUUGAAAGCCUUAAUCUAAAUAUUGUAGAGAUGACAGAUGGAAAUGCAACCUUAGAUGGAGGAGAUGUUUUAUUUACAGGAAGGGAAUUUUUUGUGGGUCUUUCAAAUCGGACCAAUCGUCGUGGUGCAGAAAUUCUGGCAGAUACCUUUAAGGAUUAUGCCGUCUCCACAGUGCCCGUUGUUGGUGCUUUGCAUCUGAAGAGUUUUUGUAGCAUGGCUGGGCCAAAUCUCAUUGCUAUUGGUUCAAGUGAAGCUGCACAGAAAGCCCUCAAGUACCCCCAUCAUGACUCUAAUAUUCAUGGAGCCCAAGACAGGAUUGAACAGCAAUGUGCUGGGAAAGAUAUAGCUACCAUGUUGGUUGGAUCUGCUUGUGGUACCCAUUUGGGCCCCUCUUAUCUGUACUCAACUGGUUUUCUUAAGCAAGACUGCACAGAGGUGCUGUGUGGUUUCCGGGCUGUAUGGCCGUGUUCUAGCAGAACACGGCCAUACAGCCCAGAAACUACACAGCACCCCAGUGAUUCCGGCCCUGAAAACGUUCGACAAGACUGCACAGAGUUUGGAAUGAAGUGCCAUUAAUAACACCCAACUCUUUUCGACAAGGUACUGCUAAGGAAACUACAUCCUAGCAACUCAGCUCUCUCUUUUGGAUGAUAACUGGACAAUUCUGGCUGUACUGUAGUCUAAGACACAUUGUAGUUUUACACUGCCUUAUGAAACGUCCUCAGGAUUGUGUAACAGAAGACUAGCUAAUUAUCAUGAGUUACCAGAAAGGCCCACACAUUCCUGACAGCAGGGCAUUACCCCAGUGUUUUCUUAAAUAAAAAUAACAAUGUCCAGAGAUGGCAAUUUUAAUAUGUUUUUAUGUAGGAUGAAGUAAAUGAAACAAAUCACAAAUGCAUUGAAUAAAUGUACUCCCCAGAAGGGUUGGAUGUCACAAGAUAUGUUCUCUUAACACUAUUUGUUUUAGGUUGUUGAGAUCAAACUAAGUUUUCAAUAUAUGUGCCAUUCAGCUGAAUGUCAGCUGAGAACCCUAUUUAUGUACCCUGCAACAACAGAGUCUUGAGCACAUGUAUAGAACCUAUGUAAGCUGAUCAGGCUUAAGCCACUUUGGGCCAUAUUGUGGAAGAAAUAGUUUCCCUAGGGUUCAGAAUGUGUUUGAAUGGGAAAAGGAAUAGCAAAGUGUUCAAAAUGCUGUUGAAGCAUGUACUUGUGCAGAUGCCAUAUACUGAUUGGGAUGCGAGAAUUGCCAGGGAUUCUUUUUUACCAUAGAAUUUCUAGCAAGUUCUAAAUCAGAUGAUGUCACUUCCAGAAGUAAUGUAAUGCCAUUUACUGAUGGCAAACCCCCCCCCCCCCCCGUUUUUUCUGGUUCCAAGCUACUGACUGGCAACCCCCCUGUCCUUCCCACUCCAAACGUAUCUCCAGCUAUCACAUUAUUUAUGUUAUUAUUUAUUUAAACAUUUACAUCCCACCUUUCCUUGUGACUCAGAGUGGUUUAAACAUAUGUUUUAAACCAUCAAGUAAAUCAUCGUUAAUCAUUUCAGAAAGCACUACUCUCCUCUUACCUGAAGGUUAUCGUAGCCUAGGAGGGCAAACUUAGAUUGCACAGAGGAAAUUACACUAGAGAACUGUACAUACUUUCUCUCCCACUGUUGUUUCUACAGUCAGAUUAAUAACCCCAGUUAGCUGCUUUGAAAGAGAAAAAAACAAAAAAUACAGGGGAUCCUAAUCCUGGAUUUCCCAUACUUCUCUGCAGAAACUACCUAGUAGGUAUUUUUUUUCUUUCAAUUUUACCUCUUUUCUUGAUGUUCAGUUUACAUGCUUAAAUUCAGUGUGCUAGGAAGUUGGAGCAGAAUAUGUUUCAGACUGGAAAACAGAAAAUUUAAUUAGGCAUGAGUGAAAUGUACCUAUAAAAGCAUUUUGCCCUGUGAAUUGAAUGGCACUGCUUAUGAAAUUGCUCUGAAAGGCUAUGAAAUAUCAUCAGGAUCAUUAAUUUGUUGGUUAUACUCUUAUCAAUGAGGGUUUCUUCUGUCCAGGAUAGCUUUUAACAUUGUCCUCUACAUUGUCUAGAGGACAGUGGCUAUAUGUGUAUAGCAAAACAAAUGUUAGUAUUGCCUAUUUGCUGUUAAUGACAAAUUCCUCUCAAUGUAACAGGACAACGAUCUAUAGAAUUGUUAAAACUGUUAAUCUGCAACAGUGAAACUUGUACAUAUAAACAAGGGCUUUCUGUGGGGACAAACCAUCCUCACCAAAUAAACAGCAUUUUUUUAAAGUGGGAA